Penicillium olsonii is the source of this 2235-nucleotide messenger RNA. Lineage: Eukaryota; Fungi; Ascomycota; Eurotiomycetes; Eurotiales; Aspergillaceae. The record is from the annotation of a GenBank genome assembly.
AUGGGUGAGACCCUGAACCCCGCUGCGGAGAUCCCCAAGAAGCGGACGCGGGUGCAAUUUUCGUGCACAGCGUGCAGAUAUCGCAAGCUCAAAUGCUGUCGCAACCACCCUUGUAGCAAUUGCAAGAGGCGAGGCGAGGCAGCCUCAUGCACAUAUGUUGGUCGCGGUCCAAGAGGCAAAGCCCAGCAUGGGCGCUCGAGCCCAACGCUUGUCCAGGAUCGCUUGCACUACUUGGAAAACCUGGUCAUGUCACUGGCUCAGAACCAGCGACCUGACUUGGACACUGAAUUUGCGAAUGCGCAAUCAGAGAACAAUGCUGCAUACGCAACGCCCUCUCCAGGGAGUUGUGACCCUAAUACCGAGUCGGCUCCCGUAGAAGCGGGUACCCUUGUGGUGAAGAACGAAGGGACCAGUUAUAUCGACAGCGCCAACUGGCGCGCUAUUCUGGAAGAGAUAAAUGGCGUGAAAGAAUACCUUGAUGAAAACCAAAGGAUGUCUGAAGAUGAGGAUAUUGAAUUCGACAGCCCAGAAAACUCGUCCCCAUUUUUGCUCCUUGGCAAUCGAAGGCCAGUGACCAAGGAAGAAGUGCUUUUAGACAUCCCGCGACGGUCGAUAGCCGAUCGUCUCGUUUCACGCUUCCUCAAGACGUCUGAGCCAGCACGCAUCGCAAUCCAUAUUCCGACGUUUCAAAAAGAAUAUGAGCAGUUUUGGCUCCAACCAAUCGAGAAAUCCUUCACCUGGAUUUCUCUGCUAUAUUCAGUCCUGGCUCUGUCUGUUUCUAUAUACCACCGAAGUGCAGAGCCCUUGCCUCCUGAUAUGGCGAAUCCUAUGACUCUAUGGUCCAUGUUCCAGAGGAGAUCCGCAGAAUGUCUUAUCCAAGCAAACUACAUUACACCAGGGCGUCACAAAGUAGACGCGCUGCUGUUCUAUUCUCUGACUGAGUUCUACCGAAGCCAGGAUGCACAAAUUGGUGUAUCAUAUUUGGUCGGGAUAACCAUUAGGUUGGCUAUGCGUAUGGGCUACCAUCGCGACUCGAGCCAUUACUCAAUGCUCUCAGCUUUUGAGGGAGAAAUGCGUCGACGUGUUUGGGCAUUACUCACUCAACUUGACACAUUGAUUUCGUUCCAAAUCGGCGUCCCUAGAACGAUUCAGACGUGGCAAUUCGAUACCGAGCUGCCAUCUAACCUGCUGGAUGCCGACUUUGACGAAACCUCCGUCAAACUACCAUCUGAAAGACCAAAAGACGAACGAACGGAUUGCUCAUACACUCGAGCCAAGGCCCACAUCAUGAGGGUCUUUGGGCAAAUUACAGACCUGGCAUUCUCCCGGGAACACUCGUCCUACGAUGAGAUCUUGGAAAUCGACCGUCGCCUGGAAGCUGCGCAUGAUUUAGUUCCUCCCUUUUUGCAGAUUCGAUCCAUGACGCAUUGCAUUGUAGAUCCUGCAGACUUGAUCAUGCGCCGUUUUGCCUUGGAGCUUUUAUAUCACAAGGCACGUCUUGUGUUGCACCGCCGGUACAUCGGUGAAACGAAUCCGAAAUUUGCAUAUUCACGAUCGGUCUGUCUGAACUCUGCCCGUGAAUCUCUUCGGCACCAUACGGAGAUUUUCGCAGAGUCCCAACCAGGUGGCCAACUAUACGCAGAGCGAUACUUCUUGAACUCGCUUCAGAACACGGACUUUUUGCUUUCUGCAAUGAUCCUUUGUCUUGGUCUAUCUCAAGACGAGGAGCGUGGUGAUUCCGAGCGCCUUGAUCCUCACGAACGCGCGGAUUUCUUUAACCUUUUGGAAACCACCCUUCGCAUAUUCAUGGAAUCACAGCAUCAAUCAGUUGAUACACAGCGAGCAGUAUCUGCUUUGUCUAUCAUGCUUAAGCGUGUGAGGGACCACAAUCUCCAACGGUCUCACUUGACUACAGGCGGGCAAAGCUUAGAGUCAAUGACAGGUCACAGCCCAUCUCAGUUGGCACAGGCAACAUUGCAGAAUGAGCAGUUCUCGAUGUAUCCAGCAACCCAAAAUGCAACCAUCCCCAGCGCUGGUGAAACACCAUCAUACACUUCACUCGGCGUCAUUGAAGACAUGCUUGAUGGCCCCGCACAACUUGACUGGCGCUUGUACGACAGCCGCAUCUCAGGGGUCGAGAUGGCUACAAAUCACAAUGUCUGGUAUUCGGAAAACCCUGCAACCCCUUACGAUUUUACAGGGUACAGUCCUAUGAAGCCUCCAACGGAGCAUUAG